AUGCGACUUCUACAGAUGGGCCGGUUGGGAGCUGGCCAUUUGCCCGUCUUUUUUGGCAUCAUCUUCACCAUGAUGCUGGGUAAGUAAUUUUCUUCUAUUGAUUGGCAAGUUUAGGUUGAAUUGGAUGCUUUUAAUUAUUAUUGGAAGUAAGUUUAAUUCUUUUGGCAAAAAAAUGAGGGGGGAUAAUUAAAAGGGCAGAUCUAUUUUAUUUUUACCAUAUAUCUUCAGGAGCAACGUACUGUUUUGCCGUUUAUCAUGGAGACGUUGAUCCAGUUUUUCCUUACAUAUCGGCCAGUGGAGAUUCCCGCCCUGAGAGCUGUGUAUUCUCGAUGUUACUUAACUUAUGUGCGUUGCUAUCUGUGGUUAUUGUUUAUCUCAGGUAACUUAUUGUGUUUUAGAAAUGAAAGAUUGCUUUUCAUUUUUAUGAAAAAUUACGUUGUAAAACUACGUAGGUUUACAAAAUUUUGUUAAUGAAAAGUAAAUAACCGUUUUUAACGUUACUUUUCAGAUAUUCACUCAUAGCCGAGCUGAAUCGUUCUUCUAACAUACUGCUCAAACGUUUGAAUCGAAUUGCUUUAUACUUUGGGACCAUUGGAGGUAUUGGAAUGUGUAUAGUAGCCAACUUCCAAGAGACGGCCGUGGUCAAGAUUCAUUUGUUUGGUGCAUUAAAUUGUUUUGGAUUUGGUGGAUUAUACAUGAUAUUACAAUCGAUCAUCUCACACAUAAUGUGUCCUUUGUUUGCUGGACGACGUGCAGCGAACGUGCGAUCGGUGUUAGCUAUAGUCAGUGUUAUAGCGUUCUUUGUUGGUAUGGGUUUGUUCAGUUCUUUUAGUCUUUGGAAUAUUCACAUUGAUUAUGUAAAGUAUUUUACUUAAAAUUCUUAAAGGUCAAUGGUGACUACUGUUUUUAGCGGUUUACUAUGGUGUGGCAGCGGUGAACAUGUUCCACAAGUUCCAUCCAGAUUUACCUACACCAAGGCCGUGGUCUCGUAAACAAAUGCAUGAGGUACGGCAUGCAAAUAGUAUAUUUGUUUGCAAAUUUACCACUUAUUCAACAUAUUUAAAAAACAUUUUGGUGGAAUUAAAAAAAAGUCAAUUUAUUGUUGAUAUUCGUAAUUCUAGGGCUACGAACUCCAUUGUGUGUCUGCAAUAGCCGAGUGGACCUUGGCUCUGAUGAACAUGGCAUUUAUACUUUCAUUUUCCCGAGAUUUCGAAAAGAUCCGCGUUGAUCUUCGAGUGAAUCCGCUGGUCGGCCAUCUCGACCAAAGCCCCAUUUGGAGGUCCGAGUCCGAUUUGGCGAACGCUUUACCUUAA
Messenger RNA from Bursaphelenchus okinawaensis, 1313 nucleotides. The record is from the annotation of a GenBank genome assembly. Lineage: Eukaryota; Metazoa; Nematoda; Chromadorea; Rhabditida; Aphelenchoididae.